Aspergillus viridinutans is the source of this 1815-nucleotide messenger RNA. RefSeq lists its product as uncharacterized. The transcript has a single exon. The record is from RefSeq and is a predicted model, not a curated record. Bases 1 to 1815 code for a protein of 604 amino acids. NCBI's taxonomy places the organism in Eukaryota, Fungi, Ascomycota, Eurotiomycetes, Eurotiales, Aspergillaceae.
AUGCCUGGGCCACUCCCUCUACCGGUCCUUGACUGUCGUUGCGGUGACAAAAUCAUACAGCGUCCAUUACACAAACAAGGCGUUUUCACCAACGCCAGUGACCUCACUCAUGAGGCCUACCAGUGUCUUGCCAUUACGGCCACCAGCUGUGUGCCGCCGAAGCUCAUAGUCCGUGACUGGUCGCGUAUACUUGGAAUGCUGGGGGUUCUGGGUUACGACAUGACUCUACCAGAGAGUGUUUUGCAUGCGGACUGCGAGUGUGUCGAUUACCUUCUCGACUUUAUCGGAGGCCCGCUAUGUUCCGCGCUCUCUCUGUACGGCGUCACCUUAUGCCACAGUGCAGGUCGCGCACUCUGCCGCCACUGCCUUUCUACUGGCCACUUUAUGCUAUUCGCCGCGUACCUCCUUGCGGAUGUGGGCAGAUCUCAGUGGGCCACUGCCCUCACGCUCAUCCGUGUGACUGAGUGCUUGGGUUGCGCGACCUAUGAUGCGCUCCGAAGCAGUGAUGGUCAAGCCUGUGAGUGUGCCAGCAAUGCUUGGAAAUGGUGCCGGGGCCAGAUCUGCGCUGCUCGCGCGAGUGCCGUCGUGCAGUGUGCACGCACCCUUGCCGGCUUAUAUGACCCUUACGGGCCUCGCUAUUUGGCGAACAUUGUUGGCGAAUUCAGGCCUGACAAAGUUGCUGAUACCGCACACCACUCUGGCGCACGAACAAUUUUCGAGCUUACCAUCGUGGCUUACACUCCAUACUCGGAACUGCCCGCCGCCCUGGGCAUGAACGACUGGGCUGUGGGCCUUGAACGCGGUUUCGGCAUGCGCGACAACCGCAGAGUAGCUCUGCCGCCAUCACUGUCCACGGAAAUCGUCCAGGCCACUGAAGCAAUUCGCGGUAACGCCGGCGCGCGCGCUGGUGUUGAGCCAUCCGCAUACUUGCCCUACAUUAGGCGCCGCUUAAUCGACGGUUUCUGGGUUGCUACAGCCGCUGCCGCGUUCCCCGCCUCCGCUCCCUCUUCGCCCUUGAGCCUCGCCGCGGUGAUGACCGCCGAACUGCCUGAUGUCGUGCUAAGGAGCGUGGGGACGUUUGAUAAGUACGCGGCGGCACGGGCUAGGCUCGAGGACCGGCGUUUCGAUGCCUCGUCUUUCGCCGAAAAUGUGACUUGGGCUGGCAUCUCUGCGCUCGAUGCCCCCUGGCUCACCCAGCUGUGUCGGACCUGCUUCGUCAGCAUUAUGUCCACCGACCAUUUGGGUAGGCCGCGCGUCCCUAGUCUCCCUGAGCUGGUUGGCACAGCUGCCGAUGGCGCUAGCGCGUACAGCAACUCCUGGGUUCAGUUACUCUUCCUAGACGAUGGCGACGAUGCCAAGCAACUGUUGCGCUACACGGAGAUGGGCCAUAAGCAGGGUUAUAUUCCUCCCGAGACAGACGCCAGCUACUGCGAAGGGGUCAGCGUGGAUGUUGCUGUAGUGGACGGUGACCCAGCCGACCCUGCCACUGCAGCGCAUAGGUACGGCCUCGGCUUGACCAUAGCCCUUGCGUCGGCGUCCUACGGAGUCAAGAGAGUUGCGACACCGUGUGUUGAGGUAGCCGCUUUCUACCGUGCCGUGCUGUGGUCGCGAUGGUACGGUUGCGGUGGUCGUGACGCUCAUGUCGUCUCUGCAGGGUGGUCAUACAGGCGCCGUCCUGAUCCGGGGCAGCAGCUUCCGCAAAGCGCAGCCCCAACCUUCCCCCCGCUUAUUGGACAAGGCUUGCGACUGGUAGCCCAGCGGUUGAUAACCACCCACCUGGUCGCCUGGGGCAAUCGGCUCCCUUCAUCUCACUAG